UCGGGCGUUUGCAAUCCGGCGACGGUCAAAAGCUCCUCCGGACCAGGUCCGGUGGUGGAGAGGAGCCUUUUGCCCAGCAAACAUUGUGUGCUGCACAGCCUCGUGACUCACGUCACGAGUUUCUCUGCUGGACCCCUUGAAGAAAGGAAACAGAGAUCGAGUGAUUUUUUUGUUUUCUGUUUCUUAUCCAAGAUCCGUUUGGCUACGGUGUCCUCGAGCCAACAACUGCCUCUUCGAAAUCAUUAUUAUAUCCCCUCGGCUGCCGCCCAUCUGGUCACUUACUUCAGCUUUACUCGACAGACGCCGCCGACUUCAUUGACUCUUGCCUGACACGUCUAGAGCGCCGUUACGCUGCAAGGCAAAAGUCAGAGAAAACGGGAAAAAAAGUAAAAGAAAAAAAAAAAAAAAAACGUCAUGCCCACCUACAUCCACCUCGUCCGCCAUGCGCAAGGUUUCCACAACCUCAGCCAGGCCAACCACGCCAUUCACGACCCGCAGCUCACCGACCUGGGCAUUGAGCAGUGCAAGCGGCUGUGCGCGUCGUUCCCCUUCCACGAGCAGAUCACGCACCUCGUGGCCUCGCCGAUGCGGCGCACGAUACGCACCUGCCUGUUAUCAUUUGCGCCGGUAGCUGCCAGGCCCGGGAUGAAGGUGAUUCUGCUGCCCGAGGUGCAGGAGGUGUCCAACCUGCCGUGCGACACGGGCUCGCCGCGCGAGGUGCUUGCGGAGGAAUUCGGCGACGCCGUCGACCUGUCGCUGCUCAGCAGCGAGAACUGGCCCGACAAGUCCCGCGACACGCCCUUUGCGCCUGUUAUGGAUAAGUUGGAGGCCCGCGCGCAAAAGGCGAGGAGCUGGCUGAGGGAGUUGGGGGCAAAGUAUGAGAGGGAGAAUCCGGGCAAGGAUGCACAUAUUGUUGUGGUUACGCACGGCGGGUUUCUGCAUCUGCUCACGCAGGAUUGGGACGGCAUGAACCCGGAGCGCGGCACGGGGUGGAGUAACACCGAGUGGAGGGCGUAUCAGUUUAAAGGGGAGGCGGAUGAGGAGGCGAGACUUGUGGAGACUCGGGACAGCCGGCGGCAGAGGAGGGGGAGCGAGCAGCCGUUGACUGAGACGGAGCAGAUGGAGCUGCGCAUGGCCAUGGCGAAAGGGUUGGCGGAGGAGUUUGGCGUCGAUGGGGAUGGUCAGUCAGCGAACUAGUAAGGGCUGGGGAAGUAGGGGGUGGGCUUUGCGUUGCGAUUGUUGCUGCAUGGCGGUUGAUCACGAACAACGGAGACGUCCAGACUUGGAGGCCUUCCGCUGUUCCGAAGAUUUGGAUCUUAGAGCUGCUCCGUGAUACGGGUUGGUUACAAUCCUGCUGCAAACUAGGUAGACAGGCUAGAACUUAGACCGCGGUUGCCAACGAGUUCUGCAGAUCAUCCUGGGGUAGAGAGUAGGAUGGGACGACAUGAGAUGCGAAGUCAUCUAUGAAUUCUUUGCACGUAUGCCUCUCACCCCAAGCGCGCGGCAAGCAUUCGCGGCUCUAUCAGUCCGACAGCGAUUGACGUUGAUGUUGCCACAGAGAACGAUAGCCACGGAAGACCU
Canariomyces notabilis is the source of this 1581-nucleotide messenger RNA. Its product is annotated as phosphoglycerate mutase-like protein. The record is from RefSeq and is a predicted model, not a curated record. Gene Ontology annotation, molecular function: phosphatase activity. Bases 415 to 1197 code for a protein of 260 amino acids. Gene Ontology annotation, cellular component: cytoplasm. The transcript has a single exon. Lineage: Eukaryota; Fungi; Ascomycota; Sordariomycetes; Sordariales; Chaetomiaceae.